AUGAAUGAAUUGCUUUCCGAAAUAUCACCUUUUUAUAAUAUUUCGUAUGAUGAGCAUUUAUUAGUAUUUGAUUGCAACAAUAAACGUCCGACAAUUAAACCCGAAGUACCGGAUUUAUUUAAACAACUCAUUAUGCGUUGUUGGGAUUCUAAUCCAGCUAAUCGUCCAGAUGCAAAUGAGUUAUACACAACAAUUUAUGAAUGGUGGAAAGAAAAGGAUAACAAAGAUUCCGUGCUAUAUAAACAAUUUGCAAGAUCAAAGGAAUUUCCUCGAAAAAAAAUUCAACCUCUUGCAUCAAAAAUACAUCCAACAGCACGUUACACGAGUCAACUGCUCAAAAUUCCUAGCUUUUCAAAAUAUCUUGCAAGCGAUUUCA
This is a messenger RNA of Racocetra persica, 376 nucleotides long. NCBI's taxonomy places the organism in Eukaryota, Fungi, Glomeromycota, Glomeromycetes, Diversisporales, Gigasporaceae. The record is from the annotation of a GenBank genome assembly.